CGGAAGCUUCUGAUUCUGGCCCUCGGCGGCUUGCUCUGCGAUCGUGUCCUCAAACGAGAAAACCAGUACCGACUCGUCGCCGCCACUCGCCCUCACGAUGCAGCCUACGGGAGCUUCGUUGGUGCAUUUCAAGUUUACAAGCGGCCACACUGUCAAGAGUUCUUGAACUUCUGCUUCGAAAGGUUCGACGUUGCAUUUUGGACCACGGCUAAGAGAUGGUAUACGGACAACGCUUUAGACUGUGUGAUGAAUGGGUUGAAGAGAAGUGACAUUGUGUUCACAUGGAAUCAAGAUCAAUGUAAAGACUCAGGAUUCAAGACUCUGAACAAGACGGACAAGCCUCUGUUUAUGAAAGAGCUGAAGAAGGUUUUGGAUAACCUUUUUAUGGUUCGUAAUGUCUCGUAUUCGGCUUUGGCUUCGAAUACCUUAAUGAUUGAAGACGAGCCUUACAAGACACUUCUGAAUCCUCCCAAUACUGCGGUGUUCACUACUGAGUACAAGUUUGAGAACAUGAAUGACAAUGUACUAGCUCCAGGAGGUGAACUGUGGAUGUUUCUGGAUGGGCUAGCGAGAGCAGGAGAUGAUGUCCCGUCUUACGUGAAGGCCCAUCCAUUUGGGAAGCCUGCUAUCACUCCAGCCCAUUCUGAUUGGGCUUACUACAAAAAGAUAAUCCAGGCUCAUGGUGGAAGUUGUUGA
Molecule: messenger RNA, 696 nt
Organism: Linum tenue
Lineage: Eukaryota; Viridiplantae; Streptophyta; Magnoliopsida; Malpighiales; Linaceae
Source: the annotation of a GenBank genome assembly